Molecule: messenger RNA, 1173 nt
Organism: Ictalurus punctatus (channel catfish)
Lineage: Eukaryota; Metazoa; Chordata; Actinopteri; Siluriformes; Ictaluridae
Gene: aicda
Product: activation-induced cytidine deaminase
Exons: 7
Coding region: 366-986 (206 amino acids)
Biological process (GO): cytidine to uridine editing
Cellular component (GO): cytoplasm; nucleus
Molecular function (GO): zinc ion binding; RNA binding; cytidine deaminase activity
Source: RefSeq, a predicted model, not a curated record
GUGCCAAUUGAUGCAUUGAAGCUGCUGUUGUCCAUGGUGUGUGUGAGUAUGUGAAUAUAUAGGUGUGAAGAGGGUCACAGGGGAGCCUGGAGCUUAUCCCAGGGGCACAAGGAGUGGGACAACCUGGAUGGCGUGCCAACCCAUCGCAGGGCACAAUCACGCACAUUCACACACUACAGACAGUUUGGAAAUGCCAGUCAGCCUACAAUGCAUGUCUUUGGACUGGGGGAGGAAAUUGGAGUACCCAAAGGAAAACCCCGAAGCACAGGGAGAACAUGCAAACUCGGACGCGAUAAUUGAACCACCGACCCCGGAGAUCAGAGGGAGCUCUCUGGGAAACGGUGAUUUCCCUGGCCACAGAGUGCAUGAAAGGUGUGCUGCUGACUCAGAGGAAGUUUAUUUACCACUAUAAGAACGUGCGCUGGGCUCGUGGGAGGAACGAGACCUACCUCUGUUUUGUGGUCAAGAAACGCAACAGUCCCGACUCGCUCUCCUUCGACUUCGGACACCUGCGCAAUCGUUCUGGCUGCCAUGUGGAGCUUCUCUUCCUGAGCUAUCUUGGGGUACUGUGCCCAGGUUUCUUGGGUUCCGGUGUGGAUGGUGUCAGGGUGGCUUAUGCCAUCACCUGGUUCUGUUCCUGGUCACCCUGUUCAAACUGUGCCCAUCGCCUUUCUCGCUUCAUGUCUCAGAUGCCCAACCUGCGGCUGCGCAUCUUCGUCUCGCGCCUCUACUUCUGUGACGAGGAGGACAGUCAAGAGAGAGAGGGACUCCGUUGCUUGCAGAGGGCAGGUGUGCAAGUGACAGUCAUGACCUAUAAAGAUUUUUUCUACUGUUGGCAAACCUUUGUGGCUCAAAAUCAGAAGGCUUUCAAGGCUUGGGACGACCUUCACCAGAACUCUAUCCGACUGUCUCGGAAACUACAGCGAAUCCUGCAGCCUAGUGAGUCUGAAGACCUGAGGGAUGGCUUCGCUCUGCUGGGCCUUUAAUGACAUAAGAGUUUACAUGACAAUCAAUUAUGGUGCUGUUAAAACAAAAUUCCUGAGACUUGAAUCACUGAAACAUUAAUAAUUAUUUUUUUUCUCCCUGAAUAGCAUUAUAGCUUUGAUAAAGGCGUCUGGGGGCGCUGUGUCCGUGCUACUUAUCAAAAUACUACAAUAAAGAGUUUUCGUACGA